Oldenlandia corymbosa var. corymbosa is the source of this 2339-nucleotide messenger RNA. The record is from the annotation of a GenBank genome assembly. NCBI's taxonomy places the organism in Eukaryota, Viridiplantae, Streptophyta, Magnoliopsida, Gentianales, Rubiaceae.
CAUCUCUCUGUGGAAGCUCCAUUUUCACUCCCAAUAAACACUCCGAAAAGCAGAGCAAUCAGUUCUUUCCAUCUCAUCUCCUUUGAAAUGGCAAAAUCUCCAGAGACCGAGCACCCAGUUGGCGCCUUUGGAUGGGCUGCCCGAGACACAUCCGGAACUCUUUCACCUUUCAAGUUCUCAAGGAGGGCGACUGGCGAGAAGGAUGUCCAGUUCAAAGUGUUGUACUGUGGGAUCUGUCACUCUGAUCUCCACAUGAUCAAGAAUGAAUGGGGCUUCACUGUCUAUCCUAUCGUGCCAGGGUAACUCUUAAAUCCAUCCCCAAUUUAUUUGUCUCUAUAGACGCUGUUUGGACGCUUUUAUGUUAUUUUACAAUUCCGUUCAUUGGAAUCCUCAUCACGGUCUCGUUUCAUCCUUACUUGUGAUUUUGUUUUUACCUUUUAGCGUUUUUAGAUUUGCUGGAAUGAUAUGUUUCUCUUGCUUUCUUGUCUUGUGGUUAAAAAAUUAUGGGUUUUAUUCUCCGUAAGCGUGCUUAUGGGAUUUAUUUAUAUGAGUUGUUGAUGGAAGGGGUCUACCUUCAAAAAGUUACAAGUGACAUCUAGAUUGUAAAGUUUGCUUAUGCAUUUUCUAUUAGUAUAAUUCGGAAGUUCUGUUCCCGUUGUAAUUGUCUGUGAAACGACAUGAGCCGAUUUAAUCAUGGCAAAUUAUGUUUUUGGCAUCGUAAAGCAAAAUUUGCAUCAACUUAUAGCGCUUAACCGACAUGUUUUUCUUGAAAUAAUAAUAAUGAAGAAGAAAGCUGCUUUGUUAAUUUUUUUUUCCUCCUAUUUCAAUUUGAUGACGUCUAUGUGGUCUGUUGGCUACUGAAUUUAUUAAUGUAGGCAUGAAAUCGUGGGUGAGGUAACAGAGGUUGGAAGCAAGGUUACCAAAGUUAAGGUUGGUGAUAAGGUUGGGGUCGGUUGCCUUGUUGGAUCAUGUGGCAGCUGUGACAUGUGUUCCAAGGAUCUUGAACAAUACUGCCCGAAGCAAAUUCUCACAUACGGCGCCAAGUAUCAUGAUGGAACCAUCACUUAUGGAGGUUACUCUAACCUCAUGGUUGCUGAAGAGCACUUCAUCGUUCGCUGGCCUGAGAACUUCCCCCUUGAUAAGGGUGCUCCACUACUAUGUGCUGGGAUCACAACUUACAGCCCCUUGAGAUAUUUUGGAUUGGACAAACCUGGAAUGCAUGUUGGUGUAGUAGGGCUUGGUGGUCUUGGGCAUGUGGCUGUUAAAUUUGCCAAGGCGUUUGGGGCUAAGGUGACAGUGAUCAGCACAUCUGAAAGUAAAAAGAAGGAAGCCCUUGAAAAGCUCGGUGCAGAUACAUUCUUGAUCAGCAAAGAUCCCGAGGCAAUGCAGGCUGCAGUUGGGACUUUGGAUGGUAUAAUUGAUACUGUUUCUGCAGUUCACCCGGUGAUUCCAUUGAUUGGUUUACUCAAGGCUCAUGGGAAGAUGAUAAUGGUUGGUGCACCAGAGAAACCACUUGAGGUGGCUACAUUUCCGCUUAUAAUGGGGAGGAAGACGCUGUCAGGAAGUGCCAUUGGGGGUCUAAAGGAGACGCAGGAGAUGAUAGAUUUCGCGGCAAAGCACAACAUAUUGGCAGAUGUUGAGGUGAUCAACAUGGACUACGUCAACACAGCUAUGGAGCGGUUGGUGAAAGCUGAUGUGAAGUACCGCUUUGUAAUUGACAUGAGCUCAUUGAAAACGGCCUAAGGUGGAUGGGAUGGAUGGAAGUUAGUAACUAUUAUUUAUGGAGUCGAAUUUGUUAUGGAGUUUGUCAUUAUUAUGGAUUCGUAUUUGAUGAGAUGUAGAAGUUGUUAAGAAGUGAUGAUAAUGAGUAUUGAGUACAUUAUCUCCAGAGUCCAGACUCCAGCAAGUUUGGCAAAAUUGUUGUUUUUUCCCAUUGUGCUUGUAGUAGUGGAACACCAUUUUUGUUUUAAUUUUUUUUUCUUCUGGUUGGUGGUGGAAAGUGGAAAACUCCGCCCAUUCUUAUGGAUGGGAGUUGUAGCAGUAAAAUGAUAUCAAUAAAGAGUCUUUUGGAUCAUGUAAAUCAAACAAGUAUGUUGACGCAUGUUUUUCAUUUGUCGAUUUUUUUUUAUUAUUAUUAUUAUUAUUACUUUGAUAACUCAUUUGGAGAUGUUUUUAAUCACCUUGUCUGAUUUAAUUUCCAGAUGGACCCACUCUCCCUCUUGUUUGGUGUUGGGUGGCGAAAGCACGACAUUAAUUUCACCGCAAUAUUAACAUUUAUUUUGUCUGUGCAGAGUCGCCUGUAUUUUAUUUAUUAUACUACAGUAUCAUUUUGAGGUGCC